AUGUCGCAGUCGUAUCUGCCGAAGGAUUUCCUGUGGGGAUUCGCAACAGCCAGUUACCAAAUCGAAGGCGCACCGCAUGAAGAUGGCCGCGCCGAUUCCAUUUGGGACACGUUCUGCCGCAUCCCGGGCAAGAUUGCUGGCGGAGAAUCCGGAGAUGUUGCAUGCGAUUCCUACCACCGCACUGACGAGGACAUUGCCCUCUUGAAAGAUAUCGGCGCAAAAUCAUACCGCUUUUCGCUCUCGUGGUCCCGCAUCAUACCGCUCGGCGGACGCAACGACCCCGUAAACGAAAAAGGUCUGCAGUACUACAUCAGCUUGGUCGACGAUCUCCGUGCCGCAGGCAUCGAGCCGAUGAUAACGCUGUUUCAUUGGGAUCUCCCAGACAACCUGCACAAGCGAUAUGGGGGCAUGCUGAACAAGGACGAGUUCGUGAAGGAUUACGAGAACUACGCCAGGGUGUGUUUCAAGGCUUUCGGUUCGAAGGUAAAAUAUUGGAUCACCUUCAACGAGCCUUGGUGCAGCUCUAUUCUCGGCUAUGGCACCGGCCUCUUUGCUCCCGGUCGUUGCAGUGACCGGACCAAGAGCGCUGAAGGUGACAGCUCGCGGGAGCCGUGGAUCGUCGGCCACUCGCUCCUCAUUGCCCAUGGUGCGGCGGUCAAGGCCUACCGUGAUGACUUCAAGGCCAAGGAUGGAGGCCAGAUUGGGAUUACGCUCAAUGGCGACUGGACAGAACCGUGGGAUCCAGAAGACCCGAAGGAUCGCGAGGCCUGCGACCGCAAGAUCGAAUUUGCCAUUUGCUGGUUCGGCGACCCAGUGUACUUUGGCAAGUACCCAGACUCGAUGCGCAAGCAACUGGGCGAUCGCCUUCCCGACUUCACACCGGAAGAAGCGGCUCUCGUCAAGGGAAGCAAUGACUUCUAUGGCAUGAACCACUACUGCGCCAAUUAUAUUAGACACAAGGACACUGAGCCUGAGCCUGAAGAUCAUGUUGGCAAUAUGGACAUUCUUUACCAGAACAAGAAGGGCGAAUGGAUUGGCCCAGAGACUCAAUCCGUCUGGCUGAGGCCAAUGCCUUUGGGUUUCAGAAAGCUAAUCAAGUGGCUCAGUGAUAGGUACGGCGGCCCGACCUUCUAUGUGACUGAGAACGGAACCAGUCUCAAGGGGGAGAACGAUCUCCCUCUUGAGAAGUUGCUCGACGACGAGUUCCGUUGCGAGUACUUCAGGGGAUACAUUGGAGCCUUGGCCGAUGCUCACACCUUGGACGGUGUCGAUGUCAGGGGCUACUCAGCUUGGAGUCUCAUGGACAACUUUGAGUGGGCCGAAGGCUACACGACACGUUUCGGCGUUACCUACGUCGACUACAAGGGUGGCCAGAAGCGAUACCCUAAGAAGAGCGCGCGAGAAAUCUCGAAAAUCUUUGACAAGUACAUCAAAAAGGAGUAA
Alternaria incomplexa is the source of this 1443-nucleotide messenger RNA. RefSeq lists its product as uncharacterized. Gene Ontology annotation, molecular function: beta-glucosidase activity. The record is from RefSeq and is a predicted model, not a curated record. The transcript has 4 exons. The coding region runs from base 1 to 1443 and encodes 480 amino acids. Gene Ontology annotation, biological process: carbohydrate metabolic process. Lineage: Eukaryota; Fungi; Ascomycota; Dothideomycetes; Pleosporales; Pleosporaceae.